Messenger RNA from Diversispora eburnea, 362 nucleotides. The record is from the annotation of a GenBank genome assembly. NCBI's taxonomy places the organism in Eukaryota, Fungi, Glomeromycota, Glomeromycetes, Diversisporales, Diversisporaceae.
AGCAAUGUUCAUCCUGUUUGUCAUUCUGCCAUCAUUAGCCCGCGUCUUGUGAUAUUUUGUUCUAAUUCAAUUGGAUUUGAUGCUAAACGAUUAAUAAAUUCAGAAAUGAAUCUAUUUGCAUCCACUAGAUUCCGUUCAUUAUCAUCUGCUUCAAUAACCUCAUCGCCAAUAUCAUUACCAGAAAUAUUAAAAUGUUUUAAAUUUGGGGAAGAUCUAAUAAUAGCUACAAUAAGAGAAUCAUUUCGAAAAGCCAUAACAUGGGCGAAAUCAAGGUACUCUAAUUUGAGGUGGGUUUGUACUAAUGUAGUUGCAUCUUUGAUUUUUCCACGACUAGCCAGUAUACCUAAGCAUCGUAAAUUAGA